Molecule: messenger RNA, 5954 nt
Organism: Bombus impatiens (common eastern bumble bee)
Lineage: Eukaryota; Metazoa; Arthropoda; Insecta; Hymenoptera; Apidae
Gene: Dora
Product: zinc finger SWIM domain-containing protein 8
Exons: 21
Cellular component (GO): Cul2-RING ubiquitin ligase complex
Molecular function (GO): zinc ion binding
Source: RefSeq, a predicted model, not a curated record
UCCGUGGCCGUGGAUAAUGUCGCCGGUCAAUCGAGUGCUCCUCAGAUAAUCGAAUGGGAGGAGACCGAUCGUUACUCCUUCGACGAUUCUGACCGUUUCGAGGAGGAUUCUCUGUGCAGCUGGAGCAGCGAGCCGGAAUCGUUGUGUAAUAAUUGGAGGGGAUGGCGACGACCUACCGCUGGUUUCGGCAUUACCAAGAAGUUUACGGAAGAUGGACAAACAGUGCCGACGCUGUGCGAACUCGCCGCGCGAUGUGUCGCCUCUCACAUCCCGUUCGAACUGGUGGAGCACGUUUAUCCACCGGUUCCAGAGCAAUUGCAGCUCAGGAUAGCGUUCUGGAGUUUUCCGGACAACGAGGAAGACAUCAGACUCUACUCUUGUUUGGCGAACGGAAGCGCGGACGAAUUCCAGCGUGGAGAACACUUCUUCCGGUCGAGGAGCGUCAAAGAUCCCCUACAAAUCGGGUUCCAUCUGAGCGCCACAGUAAAUUCACAGGGGUUGCUGAACGGGGUAAGAUCACAGUUCAAUGUGGCUGUGACGUUCGAUCGACGGAAGAUCACGUCGUGCAACUGCACUUGCUCCUCUAAGGCCUAUUGGUGCGCUCAUGUGGUCGCCGUAUGUCUUCACAGGAUACACAUGCCGACACAGGUGUGCCUGAGAGCUCCAGUUAGCGAAUCCUUGUCACGUUUGCACCGGGAACAACUGCAAAAGUUCGCGCAAUAUCUCAUCAGCGAGUUACCACAGCAGAUUUUGCCCACUGCCCAACGAUUGUUAGACGAGCUGCUGUCGGUUCAACCGAGUACCAUCAACAGUUAUUGCGGUGCCCCGGAUCCCACGGCAGGUGCCUCAGCCCACGAUCAAACGUCUUGGUAUCUCGAUGAGAAGACACUGCACGACAACAUCAAGAAGAUCCUCAUCAAGUUCUGCGUGCCCGCUCCGAUUGUCUUCAGCGAUGUUAAUUAUCUAAGCACCACUGCGCCUCCUGCAGCCGCCGAGUGGUCCUCGUUGCUGCGACCGUUGCGUGGUCGCGAACCGGAAGGCAUGUGGAACUUGCUGUCGAUCGUGCGCGAGAUGUUCAAGAGAACCGAUCGCAACGCUAUACCAUUGUUGGAGAUCAUCACCGAGGAGUGUAUGGCAUGCGAGCAGAUCCUCGUGUGGUGGUUCAACACAAAGGUAGCUUUGUUGAACGGAACCGGAUAUGGCGGUAAGCACAACAUGAACAGCAAUGUGCACGCCUCGCAGCACGCCUGCUCGUCCCUCUGCGAUGAGAUUGUCGUCCUAUGGCGACUGGCUGCCUUGAAUCCUGGAUUAUCGCCCGCCGAACGAGAUAUGCUCCACGGACAGUUUACUGCUUGGCACAUGAAGAUCAUCGACAAGGUAACAAAAAGUCGGGGCAGUUCGGUGACGCACAAUUCACAUAACAGAAAUAAUGGCGGUGGUCACAAGGAUUCAUUGAAGAACGACCUGGCUGUGUUCACCGGAUUUAAAUCGGCGCUCGAGGCGUGCUAUCUGGAUUGGGAGGAGUACACCUUGCCUGGUAUCACGUACACCGCCGGAAGCAAUCCCAUGUAUCAUUGUCCAUUCACCUGCUUUCGGCAUGCUGGCGAUACUAGGACCGAGGUGAACCAGGUGAAUUCGAGUGCAGCCGUGUUAAACUGUCAACCGCCCGUUUCCCAUCACCAUGGUCGACGACCAUUGAGUUUAGGCCUGGUAGAGUUUAGUUAUAUGGAUAGAAGGCGGCUGAACCCGCGGGAGUGUUCAGGACUAUGUUCACGAAGCGGUGGCGGUGAUGGAAACCGAAGCAGCGUCAGCUCAGAAGGUUUCUGCGAGAAUGAGACCGACAUGCCCGACAUUGCUGAACCUCAAGUAGUUCUCGUUAGAAGAUCUUGCGCUCAACUAAAUAAUUGCGGGGAUACAGACUCGCAGGAGGGUGGUGGCAGCGAGUCGUCCUCGAACAGUAACGUCAGUCUGAAGAACGCUCAAAACUCGGACAAGCACCGCUCAAAUGCUUCGUCCGAGACCCAUAGUGAUAGUAGUGAUAGUAGUAAUAACAAAGCUGCCUGCGAUGCGAAGUGUAGCAGGACGAAUCUCGACUAUCGGGAGAAAUCGCGAACGGUGUUGCCUAAAGGAAAUAGUUCGAAGAGCGAGCAGGAGUCUGACCUAGAAAAGGAUCCUUCCAGAAGACCAUCUAAGGACGAGAGCUCUUCGUCGAGUAGCGACAGCCCGUCUGGUGACGAGUAUCAUGUUUAUUAUUAUGAUCCUAAAGCUGUGGUGAAUGGCGCUUCGGGCAAAGACUCCAAGAAUGAAUCACAAUCAACGUCUACUGCAAACGCGAGUACAGUGUUGGGCAAUCUAAUGAAAACAGAAGAUCCGUGGGACAUCCUAUUCGCUAGGGCUGAGGGACUCUACGCUCACGGCCACACGAGGGAAGCUUGUAUUUUGGGUGUUCAACUUGGCGAGGAACUGUUGGCUAAUCCACCAAAUCUCAUGAUCGAUGAACCUCCGGCGCCGGUGAAGGGGAAAAAGAAGAAGCAACAAGUAAACCCGGCGUCCCAUCAGCUCACGUGCCUUGCGUCCGCCACCUUGGCCAAAUGUUGCUUCCUGUGCACGGUCCUCGCGGAGAACCCGGAAUACUACAAUCUAGCGUUCAGGGUUGGCUUGUUUGGUCUCGAGAUGGCUAGACCACCUGCCAACACGAAACCGUUGGAGGUUAAAUUGGCUCAUCAGGAAAGCGAGUUAGUUGGAUUAUUAAAGAAAAUCCCACUUGGUCCAGCUGAAUUGGCAAUGGUUCGGCAAAGAGCGGAACAACUGAGAGACGGAGUACUAAGAUCCAGAGGUCACGCGUUGCUUCCAAUCAUGUUGGCUAGCUUCAUAUUCGACGCCCUUAACACGUCAAGAGUAAAACACCUGUCCUCAGACGUUGACGAGAAUCUUGGGUUCGACGCGGCCGUUGCUGCUUUGGGCUUGAAGGCGAAUGUGAGCGAAGCUGAUCAUCCUCUUCUUUGCGAGGGAACUAGACGCCAGAGAGGAGAUUUGGCCAUCACAUUGCUUGUUCACUACAAGGAUGAUCCUACAAAGGUAGCGAGAAUCAUGGAUAAAUUGUUGGAUCGAGAUGUUCAUCAAUUGAUUAAGUCACCAAUCCUUAGUAGCUAUUAUACCUCUAAUCCUCCAACUAAGAGUGAGAUGACAAGAUAUCUUCAUGACGAAGAGUGUUCUUCUCCCCUUGCUAGAAUGGAUGCUGGAAAUGGUGAUAGUGUCGUUGGUACCAGCAGCAGACCACAUAGCAGUACCAGUGCAGAAUUGGAAAGUGGUAUGAGUGCACUCACGGUUCAGACACAGAUCGUUCAACAACCUGUGCCUGCAAGAGCUAAAGAAACAAGAUAUAAAAGCAAGAGAGUAUAUCCAUCAAUCCCCAACCAGCCAUCAGAAGCAGGCGCACACUUUAUGUGUGAGUUGGCAAAGACUGUUCUCACAAAAGCUGGUGGUAACAGUUCCACCUCUUUAUUCACGCAAGCAUCCACGAGUCAGAAUCAUCAUGGACCACACAGAGCUCUCCACAUGUGUGCUUUUCAACUUGGUCUCUACGCUCUUGGACUUCAUAACUGCGUCACUCCUAACUGGCUCAGUCGUACCUACUCCAGUCAUGUAUCCUGGAUCACUGGUCAAGCGAUGGAAAUAGGAGCACCAGCGAUCUCGUUCCUAAUCGAAAGUUGGGAGGGACAUUUAACGCCUCCUGAAGCUGUUGGUAUAGCCGACAAAUCGUCCAGGGGAAGCGAUCCUAAUAUGGUUCGAGCAGCCGCAGAACUUGCUCUGUCUUGCUUACCACACGCUCACGCGCUCAAUCCUAACGAAGUACAGAGGGCCAUUUUGCAGUGUAAGGAACAAAGUGAUCUGAUGUUAGAGAAAGCUUGCAUCACGGUGGAGAACACGGCAAAGGGAGGCGGUGUUUAUCCAGAAGUACUGUUUCAAGUGGCCAAAUAUUGGUACGAGCUGUAUCUCAGGCACACUCCUGGUGGAGAACAGCAAGAUGAUAUGCCACACGAUCCUCUUCAACUAGAUCUUAACGGAGUGCUUCUGGUGGAAUCUGGUCCUCCAGUGGACAUGACCACUGCACAAAUGAUGCCUGGACCAACUCAAACGGUUGUUGUGACCAGCACACAACCUCCUCCUCAACCAUAUCCAACGCAUCCAACUAUAACCACGCUAGCGCCUUUAGGAGUUGGUAUGCCAUAUGCAGUGAGCCCUUACAGUUUUGUGCAUCCUCACCAUUCAAUUCCGACCUUUGGUGGACCAAUGCCAUCACAUAGGGUAACUCUACCACCAGCACCACCACAUAUGCAAAUGUAUCAUGCGGCAUUUCCGCCUCAUCCGGGUCAUCCACAGCAUCCGCAACAUCCCCAACAUCCCCAACAUCCUCAGCAUCCACCACAUCCGCCACAUCCACAGCAUCCGCAACAUCCUCAUCAUCCGUCACAAUCUGCGCAACCACCAUCGCUGCCGCCAUAUUACACGUCGCAACCGCAACCACCACCGGGAACUCAUCAUUUGUUCACCAUGCAACAGCCUAUGCCAGUUAAUGUUCAAGCUGGAGUUACGGGACCCAUUCCCGGGCAGAACAACAUGCCUGGGUCUGCUCUAGUUCAGGCACAGCCUAUAAUAUCCACUGUAAGAACUCAGCCUCAGGUCCAUAGACAAACUCAACCCUUCAGUCAGCAGCAGCUUCGUUCUCUAGUUGCUGCAUACCGUGUGGGAAUGUUAGCAUUGGAAACGUUAGCUCGUCGCGUACACGACGACAGACCUCAGGCAAAAUACGCGCGGAAUCCACCUUAUGGGGAAGAUGUGAAAUGGUUGUUAAGAGUGUCGAAGCGUCUCGGCACACAAUAUCUUCAUCAACUUUGUAUUUGUACAGUGAACAGCAUCGUUAGUCCCUUCGUUCUUCAUGACGUUGCAUUGGAAGCAGCGCUUUUUUUGGCUAGAAACAACCGGGCUCUUGUACUUCAACAUUUGAGAUCUGCUCUUUUGGCUCCUCUUGUCCUUAAGUGUCAACAAAUGUACAUUCAGUGCAUGCAUCAGAAGCUAUACCACUUGACGGCAGGUGAGUACGAAGACUUUGUCAACGUAGUGUGCGCGGCUAGAGCAGCGUUUCACAUUACUCCGGAGGGCCAUGUUCAGUUCAAGGAGCGGCUUCAGUCCAUUAAAAGAUCUCAAUCCUGUACCAAAGAACUGUGGGCACAAAUCAACGCGGCACUACAACAGAACAGCAAAUGACACAGAGCGGAGCCAGGCGUGACGUGGCUCACCUCCCUUCCUCACCCUCCACCACCUCCGCCUCCUCCUCCUUCUCCACCAACGACGACAACAACCCUCGUGCUUCAGCACCAGCAUCCCUGUCAUUCUCAUCCACAGAGCGUCGUAUGCGUUCACGGUCUGGCUACCCUCGAUAAAUUGGAACAGGAUCUCCAUAACGUGCAUCAUCGACGUACGACUGUCACGUCGGUGGCAUCGAUCUCGAACGACCAUCGGACCAUCAGAACUAGGGACGGCCGAUAAUCGCAUGUUUAUCUUCGCCCAUUUCAAGGAAGAGAAACCAGAUCGAUACCAUCGAACGGGAAAAAUAUAUAUGACUUUCUGACCUUAGUUAAUGUGUUUGAUAGAGAUUGAACGAAAGGAAAAACGAGAGAAAGAGCAUGCGCGUGAGAGAAACUAUGAUACUAUAUCUUUAAUUAAGAGUGAAGUACGAAUGUAAAUGAUAAAAAGAAAACGGUAUGACGCCACGUUUUUUGCAAUUUAGCAAUUUAGACGUCACCGACAGUUUCCUGGAAGAUCGAGGAACGCAAUGUAGUAACAUAUUGAAGGCGCACCGUGUUGCGUACGUCGAUCGCUAAAGGCACCACUUUUUUCCUGCGUUUCGAAAGAAUAAAAUAAAGAAAAUAAUUAAAAAAAAUUGGAGGACU